UGGAGACAAAAAUCCCGGUUAGCAGUGAGGGUUGCGGAUCGGCCGCUUUAGGUUCUCUUCCAAAAACGAGUCGAUACCAUUCCUGCCGCGUUGUUGUGACUCCUGCUCUGAAUAUACUUAUUCAACAGAAAAUUACCAAUGUGUAUAUGAUGGAGUGGUUUACACAAUGGCUUCUAAUUCUCCUGACUAUACAAUUUUCAAAUACACUUCCAGACGAGAUUCCAAUAGGUGGAUUGUUUCACCCAGCGGACGAUAAACAGGAGAUAGCGUUUAGAUAUGCUGUGGAAAAAAUAAAUAGCGACAGAGCGAUUCUUCCUAGAUCAAAAUUAAGUGCCCAAAUAGAAAAAAUACCACCGCAAGAUAGUUUCCACGCUUCGAAAAAAGUUUGUCACCUAUUACGUAGCGGGGUGGCUGCUAUCUUCGGGCCGCAGUCGGCUCACACAGCCAGUCACGUACAGUCGAUAUGCGACACAAUGGAGAUACCUCACUUGGAAACGCGAUGGGACUACCGGCUCCGCAGGGAGAGCUGUCUAGUGAACCUUUAUCCUCAUCCCACAACGCUGUCGAAGGCUUACGUUGAUCUGGUAAAAGCGUGGGGCUGGAAAUCCUUUACCAUAAUCUACGAGAACAAUGAGGGUCUUGUAAGGUUGCAGGAGCUGUUAAAAGCACACGGACCCUACGAGUUCCCCAUUACAGUUCGUCAGCUGGGUGAAGGCUCCGAUUACAGGCCACUGCUAAAGCAAAUCAAGAACUCGGCCGAGUCCCACAUCGUGCUGGAUUGUUCGACGCAAAGGAUUUACGAUGUAUUGAAGCAGGCGCAACAGAUUGGGAUGAUGAGCGACUAUCACAGCUACCUUAUUACUUCUUUAGAUUUACACGGAGUUGAUUUGGAGGAAUUUAAGUAUGGUGGCACAAACAUUACCGCUUUUCGUUUGGUGGAUCCUGACGGUCCAGAAGUUCGGAGUAUAGUCAAAGAUUGGAAUUUGGGCUCGGUGGAUAACAAGAACAAAAAAACUGUCGAUAUCGCUCCUAUAUACAGGGAUAAUAACACAUUCGUAAAGGCAGAGACAGCUUUAAUGUACGAUGCGGUUCAUUUGUUUGCCAAGGCCCUACACGAUUUGGAUACGAGCCAGCAAAUUGAUAUAAAACCCCUCAGCUGCGAUGCCGUUGAUUUUUGGCCUCAUGGUUAUAGCCUCAUUAAUUAUAUGAAAGUGGUUGAGAUGAGAGGACUCACUGGCGUCAUUAAAUUUGAUCAUCAAGGAUUCAGGAGCGACUUCGUCCUUGAUAUAAUCGAACUAAGUCGCGAGGGGCUCAAGAAAAUUGGCACCUGGAAUUCGACGGAGGGAGUUAAUUUUACCAGAACGUACGGGGAAGCCUACACGCAAAUAGUUGAGAUAAUUCAAAACAAAACCUUCGUUGUCACCACAAUUUUGAGUGCUCCCUAUGUAAUGCGUAAAGAGGCCAGUGAAAAAUUGACCGGCAACGCACAGUUCGAGGGCUACGCUGUCGAUCUCAUCCACGAGAUAUCGCGUGUCUUAGGCUUCAACUACACCAUCCGAUUGACACCGGACGGUCAAUACGGCUCCCAAAAUCGCGAAACGAAAGAAUGGAACGGAAUGAUUGGCGAAUUGCUUAAUCAAAAAGCCGAUCUAGCGAUAGCCGAUCUCACUAUAACUUACGAAAGAGAAAAUGCCGUUGAUUUUACCAUGCCUUUUAUGAAUUUGGGAAUCAGUAUUUUGUAUAGGAAACCAAUUAAGCAACCACCCAAUCUUUUCUCCUUCCUAUCACCCUUGUCGUUGGACGUUUGGAUAUAUAUGGCAACCGCGUAUUUGGGGGUGUCUGUACUUUUAUUUAUACUUGCGAGGUUUACACCGUACGAGUGGCAGAAUCCACACCCUUGUAAUCCGAACCCGGACCACUUGGAGAAUCAAUUCACUUUGUUUAACUGCAUGUGGUUCGCUAUUGGUUCUCUAAUGCAGCAGGGCUGCGAUUUUCUUCCCAAGGCUGUUUCCACUAGAAUGGUUGCCGGGAUGUGGUGGUUUUUUACACUCAUAAUGAUUUCUUCAUACACAGCCAACUUGGCAGCGUUCCUGACUGUAGAAAGAAUGGAUUCUCCUAUCGAAAGUGCCGAUGAUCUAGCCAAACAAACCAAAAUCAAAUACGGCGCCUUAAGAGGAGGAUCAACUGCUGCAUUCUUUAGAGAUUCUAAUUUCUCUACAUAUCAAAGGAUGUGGGCCUUUAUGGAGUCCCAGAGGCCAUCAGUGUUUGCGAGUACUAAUAUAGAAGGAGUGGAACAAGUAGUCAAAGGGAAAGGAAGUUAUGCUUAUUUAAUGGAGUCCACUUCCAUUGAGUACGUAAUUGAAAGAAAUUGUGAGUUGACUCAAGUUGGCGGAAUGCUGGACUCGAAAGGAUAUGGAAUUGCGAUGCCGCCAAACUCGCCGUUUAGAACUGCAAUCAGCGGAGCUAUUUUGAAACUGCAAGAAGAGGGAAAACUACACAUAUUAAAAACUAGAUGGUGGAAAGAAAAGAGAGGAGGAGGAGCAUGUAGAGAUGAAACUACAAAGACAAGCAGCACUGCAAAUGAGUUGGGUUUGGCGAAUGUGGGUGGCGUAUUUGUGGUCCUGAUGGGCGGCAUGGGCGUCGCCUGCGUCAUCGCUGUCUGCGAGUUCGUUUGGAAGUCGCGAAAGGUCGCCGUGGAAGAACGGGUGAGCAGCAUUCUGCACGACACGUAGCUAUAAAUGAAGCACUAGAACGUCAUUUUAUACGUAAUUGUAAUUUUGGUAUACCCUUUAGACGCAGGGCGUAUCAAGUAAUGUCCUAUCGAUGCUAUUUAUUUGUUGGGCGUCAAGAUUUUAUCUCGCUAAAUCCGAUUAAUUCUUAAAACCUUAAAAAUAAAAUCAAAUGAAUUGGUGAUUGUAGAAUGGAUAAUUUUUUU
This is a messenger RNA of Brassicogethes aeneus, 2935 nucleotides long. Lineage: Eukaryota; Metazoa; Arthropoda; Insecta; Coleoptera; Nitidulidae. The record is from the annotation of a GenBank genome assembly.